ACCGCAACCCACAGCCGGAAGCCAUGGCAUCGCACAUUUCUCUAACCACCGCCUCCCUCAUCGUCUUCCUCGUCCUCCUCCCAAUCUCCUAUGGAGGCUCUGUGCCGGAAUCUGACAUAGAUCUCGUCGAGUUUCCUUUGAAUUUAGAAUUUCUUGAGGCUGAAUUCUUUUUGUGGGGGUCUCAGGGAUAUGGGUUAGACACAGUAGCUGCGAAUCUCAGCAAGGGAGGUCCACCACCAGUCGGUGCAAGAAAGGCUACUCUCGACCCAUUCAUCAGAGAUGUCAUCUACCAAUUCGCUCUCCAAGAAAUCGGACACCUGAGGGCGAUUCAGAGCAAAGUAAAGGGGUUCCCUCGGCCAUUGUUGAAUCUGAGUGCAGCGUCAUUUGCAGAUGUCAUAAACAGCGCAUUUGGCAAGCCUCUGAAUCCCCCCUUUGACCCUUACGCCAACGGACUCAACUUCCUUCUCGCAUCGUACGUCAUUCCGUACGUGGGACUCACUGGAUACGUGGGCACAAAUCCAAACCUCCAAGGUGCUGCUUCCAAAAGGCUAGUUGCAGGCCUCUUGGGCGUGGAGUCAGGCCAAGAUGCAGUGAUCCGAGCCCUGCUCUACAGGAAGGCGGCGGCAAAGGUCCACCCAUAUGGCAUAACUGUUGCAGACUUCACGAAUCGGAUCUCGAACCUGAGGAAUAAUCUGGGAAAGUCGGGGUUGAAAGACGAAGGGCUUGUGGUGCGUCCAGUUCGCGGCGCCGAGGGAAAAAGUAGGGGGAAUGUGCUAGCGGGAGACAAGUUCUCGCUUGCUUAUGCUAGAAAGCCAGAGGAGAUUCUGAGAAUAGUGUAUGGUGGAGGUAGCGAACAUAAUCCAGGGGGAUUCUACCCUCAAGGAGCCAACGGGAGAAUUGCUAGGUCUUUUUUACAGAAGUCCAAGGCGUUUUAGGAUAUGUAGUACUGCAAUCAGGAGCUGUGUGUUCCUGUCUGCCGUAUCUCUGUCCGUAUCAAGUUUGUGCCUUCGUCAGGUUUAAAUAAUAUGAUAAUAAAAAUGAGUGCUUCA
Vitis riparia (riverbank grape) is the source of this 1049-nucleotide messenger RNA. RefSeq names its product desiccation-related protein PCC13-62-like. The record is from RefSeq and is a predicted model, not a curated record. The transcript is spliced from 3 exons. The coding region runs from base 24 to 935 and encodes 303 amino acids. NCBI's taxonomy places the organism in Eukaryota, Viridiplantae, Streptophyta, Magnoliopsida, Vitales, Vitaceae.